Molecule: messenger RNA, 1367 nt
Organism: Pseudovirgaria hyperparasitica
Lineage: Eukaryota; Fungi; Ascomycota; Dothideomycetes; Acrospermales; Acrospermaceae
Exons: 3
Coding region: 148-1146 (332 amino acids)
Source: RefSeq, a predicted model, not a curated record
CCUUAUGACGAGUUCAACCAAAUCUAAAAUAGCAGUCUUCAGGUUUCAGGUUAUCUGGUUCUGCAUCCUAUAAGUCACAUACAUACCUUUUGUCUUUCUACUGUCUAGCAACCGCAUUUUUUCUUAUGUACUUUACAGAUAUUCAAGAUGUUUUUGUCCUCUGGUAUAGUGCUCUUUCUCGCUCUCCUCGGCACUUUUAUCAUUCCCUCCCUAGCAGUAGAUGAAGAUGAAGAUGGAAGUUAUGCCCUCCAUCAUUCAUGCGACCAAGACUAUCCAAGGGCGAGGUAUGCUCUCAAUGAGGCCAUACGUAUGGCUCGCAUAGCUGCGACUGAAAUGGGGCGCGGGCUUUCGCCGCCCCUUCUUAAUACCUAUAAGCUUAUCUUCGAACAAUCCAACGUAGAAUCUGGACCAUCUGAAAGGUUCCUGUUUGACAAGGUUCGUAAGACCUUCAAGGAGGUCAGUCGGCUAUACCAAGACGACUGGGCCCACGCAGAGAUCAAGAUUUACUGCGACGAUAGGCGCUGGUCACCGGAGGUCGGCCAGGUGCUCGACCCGAGAGACUUUCCUAAUAACGUUAUUCCGGAUGAUUUACUCAAUCCACGCCGUGAUCCCGACUUGCAAAGAUGGGUUGAUCUCCAGACUGGAGAACACAGAGUGGGUGUACUGCCCUGCAAAUCCGGCCUCCCUGAUUUUCACGACUGGCGCAGUACAUGGCAGUUCGACAAUCCCGACGCGGUCACAUUCACAUGGUGCGGUCCGAAUUGGCAUGAUAUACGCCAUAGAACGAUCGAGCUGGACCUGAUGUUUGCGAACCUCUCAGACGUCGAUAUGGAUCAUAUCACUAUAUAUUACCUCUCUCACGCGUUCCUUAUUAUGAUUUUGCUUGCACCGCGUUUUCACCUUCGAGGCAGAGAGCAUGGCUGGUUCAGAAAUAUAGGACUUGUCGUCGAAGAGGCGGUCGAAACCGCGCCUCCUCAUGCUCUUUUUGCUGCCCUAUGUCUUCUGGACAGGAUGGACAUUGGGCUUCAUAGCAACGCCGUGCUUCGAGUAGCAGGGAAGCUCGAAAGGAGGAACCCAAUUCAAUUUACACACCCGUUUCCACCUCCACUUGCACAGCCACUCCCACCGAACCUUCCUCAAGUCUAGACUACAUGCGGGGAGGCAGAAAUGGGCCCUCCAUCAUAGACCCAGAUGGUCCAACCCGUUGUCCGUCCUGGCCGUCGAUCCGAGGUUGGGGGCCGGGCAAGGUUUCUAUUUUCCAAAGUAAAAAGGGAGGUUUUCAGCGCUCUGUACAUAUCCGCUAACCUGCUAUUUUUGUAUAUCUAUCUACAUGCGAGAAUCUAUGGCAUACAUGCUCGCCGAAUAAU